AUGGGUGUCCAGGGUAUGCUCUGCUUCCCCCUGGGGCUCGCGUUUGGCUUUGUGUUCCUUGUGGCCUCUGCUCCAGCCACUCUCGAGUCCCAGGGCUGCAACAACAAAGAGCAGCAGGUCACCGUCAGCCACACCUACAAGAUUGACGUGCCCAAGUCCGCGCUGGUGCAGGUGGAGGCGGAGCCUCAGCCACUUGGUGAUGAUGGGGCUUCACUCCUGGCCCCGGGGGAGGAUGGAGAGGAACAGAACAUCAUCUUUAGACACAACAUCCGCCUUCAGACGCCACAGAAGGACUGCGAGCUGGCAAGCAGUGUCCAGGACCUGCUAGUCCGAGUGAAGAAGCUUGAGGAAGAGAUGGUGGAGAUGAAGGAGCAGUGUAGUGUCCAGCGGUGCUGCCAGGGCACAACAGAUCUCAGCCGUCAGUGCAGCGGCCACGGGACCUUCUCACAGGUGACCUGCAGCUGCCGCUGCGAGCAGGGCUGGGAGGGCGCCGAGUGCGAGCGGCCCGCCUGCCCCGGGGCCUGCAGCGGUCACGGGCGCUGCGUGGACGGCCACUGCCUCUGCGACGAGCCCUACGUGGGGGACGACUGCGCCUACGGCCCGUGCCCCGAGGACUGCAGCGGUCACGGCGUGUGCGUGCGCGGCGCCUGCCAGUGCCACGAGGACUUCACCUCCGAGGACUGCAGCGAGCGCAGGUGUCCGGGAGACUGCAGCGGCCACGGCUUCUGCGACACCGGGGAGUGUUACUGCGAGGAAGGCUUCACGGGCCUCGACUGCUCCCAGGUGGUCUCCCCACAGGGCCUGCAGCUGCUCAGAAGCACAGAGGAUUCCCUGCUGGUGAGCUGGGAGCCCUCCCGGGAUGUGGACCACUACCUCCUCAGCUACUACCCCAUGGGGAAGGAACUCUCGGAGAAGCAGAUUCAAGUGCCCAAGGAGCAGAACAGCUAUGAGAUCCUUGGUUUGCUACCUGGAACCAAGUACGUAAUCACCCUGCGCAAUGUGAAGAAAGAGGUUUCCAGCAGCCCACAGCACCUCCUUGCCACCACAGACCUUGCCGUGGUUGGCACUGCUUGGGUGACAGAUGAGACGGAGAACUCCCUCGAUGUGGAGUGGGAGAAUCCCCCUACCGAGGUCGAUUACUACAAGCUGCAGUAUGGCCCCCUUACAGGACAGGAGGUGGCUGAGGUCACUGUGCCCAAAAGCAGUGACCCCAAGAGUCGAUAUGACAUCACAGGUCUGCAUCCUGGGACUGAGUAUAAGAUCACUGUUGUCCCCAUGAGAGGAGACCGGGAGGGCAAACCAAUUCUCCUGAAUGGCAGGACAGAAAUUGAUGGUCCAACCAACGUAGUCACAGACCGAGUGACAGAAGACACCGCGGCAGUGUCCUGGGACCCGGUGCAGGCCGUCAUAGACAAGUACGUGGUGCGCUACACCUCGGCUGACGGGAUGGCCAAGGAGACGGCGGUGCCCAAGGACCAGAGCAGCACCGUGCUGACGGGCCUGAAGCCCGGUGAGGCCUACAGAGUGCACGUGUGGGCAGAGAGAGGCAGCCAGGGGAGCAAGAAGGGUAACACCGAUGCCCUCACAGAAAUUGACAGCCCAGCAAACUUGGUGACAGAUCGCAUGACAGAGAACACGGCCACCGUGUCCUGGGACCCCGUGCAGGCCGUCAUUGACCGGUACAUGGUGCGCUACACCUCUGCUGAUGGAGAGACCAAGGAGGUCCCAGUAGGGAAGGAUCAGAGCAAAACGGAACUGACGGGCCUGAGGCCGGGCAUGGAGUACAAGGUGUAUGUGUGGGCACAGAAGGGGAGCCGGGAGAGCAAGAAAGCUGACACCAAGGCCCCGACAGAAAUUGACAGCCCCAAAAAUCUGGUGAUGGACCACGUGACAGAGAACACAGCCACCGUGUCCUGGGACCCCGUGCAGGCCGUCAUUGACCGGUACAUGGUGCGCUACACCUCUGCCGACGGAGAGACCAAGGAGGUCCCGGUGGGGAAGGAUCAGAGCAGCACGGAGCUGACGGGCCUGAGGCCGGGCGUGGAGUACACGGUGCAUGUGUGGGCGCCGGGCGUGGAGUACAAGGUGUAUGUGUGGGCGCAGAAGGGGAGCCGGGAGAGCAGGAAAGCUGACACCAAGGCCCCAACAGACAUUGACAGUCCCAAAAACCUGGUGACAGACCGGGUGACAGAGAAUACGGCCACCAUAUCUUGGGACCCCGUGCAGGCCGUCAUUGACAAGUACAUGAUGCGCUACACCUCUGCUGAUGGAGAGACCAAGGAGGUCCCGGUGGGGAAGGAUCGGAGCAGCACGGAGCUGACGGGCCUGAGGCCGGGCGUGGAGUACACGGUGCACGUGUGGGCGCAGAAGGGGAGCCGGGAGAGCAGGAAAGCUGACACCAAGGCCCUGACAGAUAUUGAUAGCCCCAAAAACCUGGUGGCAGACCGGGUUACAGAGAACACGGCCACCGUGUCCUGGGACCCCGUGCAGGCCGUCAUUGACCGGUACAUGGUGCGCUACACCUCAGCCGAUGGAGAGACCAAGGAGGUCCCAGUGGGGAAGGAUCGGAGCAGCACGGAGCUGACGGGCCUGAGGCCGGGCGUGGAGUACACGGUGCAUGUGUGGGCGCAGAAGGGGAGCCGGGAGAGCAGGAAAGCUGACACCAAGGCCCCAACAGAAAUUGACAGCCCCAAAAAUCUGGUGACGGACCGCGUGACAGAGAACACAGCCACCGUGUCCUGGGACCCCGUGCAGGCCAUCAUUGACCGGUACAUCGUGCGCUACACCUCUGCCGACGGAGAGACCAAGGAGGUCCCGGUGGGGAAGGAUCGGAGCAGCACGGAGCUGACGGGCCUGAGGCCGGGCGUGGAGUACACGGUGCACGUGUGGGCGCAGAAGGGGAGCCGGGAGAGCAGGAAAGCUGACACCAAGGCCCUAACAGAAAUAGACCCUCCGCAAAACUUCCACCCAUCCGGUGUAACGCAGUCUGGUGGGAUACUGACCUGGACACCUCCCUCAGCUCAGAUAGACGGCUACAUUCUGACCUUCCAGUUCCCAGACGGCACCGUUAAGGAGGUACAGCUUGGACGAGGGGACCGGAAGUUUGAGUCACAAGGCCUUCAGCAAGGUGUCACCUAUCCUGUUUCCUUGGUUGCAUUUAAGGGUGACCGCCGGAGCAGGAGUGUAUCCACCACGCUGUCCACAGUUGGUGCCCGUUUUCCACACCCUUCAGACUGCAGCCAGGUUCAGCAGAACAGCAACGUUGCCAGUGGCCUGUACACCAUCUACGUGCAUGGCGACGCCAGCCGGCCCAUGCAAGUGUACUGUGACAUGGACACUGACGGAGGCGGCUGGAUCGUUUUUCAGAGGCGGAACACUGGGCAGCUGGACUUCUUCAAGCGUUGGCGGAGCUACGUGGAAGGCUUUGGAGACCCUUUGAGGGAGUUCUGGCUUGGACUCGACAAGCUGCACAACCUCACCACUGGCUCCCCAACUCGGUACGAGGUGAGAGUGGAUCUGCAGACCGCCAAUGAGUCCGCCUAUGCUCUCUAUGACUUCUUCCAAGUGGCCUCCAGCAAGGAGCGGUAUAAGUUAACCGUAGGGAAAUACAGAGGCACAGCAGGGGAUGCUCUGACUUACCACAACGGAUGGAAGUUUACAACUUUCGAUAGAGACAAUGAUAUUGCUCUCAGCAACUGUGCCUUAACACAUCAUGGUGGCUGGUGGUAUAAGAAUUGCCACCUGGCCAACCCCAAUGGCAGAUAUGGCGAGACCAAGCACAGUGAGGGCGUGAACUGGGAGCCAUGGAAAGGACAUGAGUUCUCCAUUCCCUAUGUGGAGUUGAAGAUCCGCCCUCAUGGCUACAGCAAGGAGCCUGCCCUGGGAAGGAAGAAGCGGACAGUAGGAGGAAAGACUAGAACAUUUUGA
Elephantulus edwardii (Cape elephant shrew) is the source of this 3927-nucleotide messenger RNA. RefSeq names its product tenascin N (gene TNN). The record is from RefSeq and is a predicted model, not a curated record. The transcript is spliced from 18 exons. Gene Ontology annotation, molecular function: protein binding. Lineage: Eukaryota; Metazoa; Chordata; Mammalia; Macroscelidea; Macroscelididae. Bases 1 to 3927 code for a protein of 1308 amino acids.